Molecule: messenger RNA, 4061 nt
Organism: Spodoptera litura
Lineage: Eukaryota; Metazoa; Arthropoda; Insecta; Lepidoptera; Noctuidae
Product: WD repeat-containing protein l(2)05287
Biological process (GO): positive regulation of transcription by RNA polymerase I; ribosome biogenesis; positive regulation of rRNA processing
Cellular component (GO): small-subunit processome; nucleolus
Molecular function (GO): RNA binding; protein binding
Source: RefSeq, a predicted model, not a curated record
AAUAAAAUGUAUUAUGGAACACAAAUGCCAAAAAGAGAUUGAGGUUAUCUCAUGUUGUUCGAGAGUAAAAUCCGUGUGUUUAUUUAAAUGUUUUGAAUAAAUUGAUCAUAUUAUUGACUAAAAUUUCUUAAAAAUGGGUGUAUUGGUUAAUGGUGAUGGUGGUAAAAGUGUGAAAUACAAUUUUUAUAGAAAAGCUGGCAGAAGUAUUAUCGAACGUCGUCCCGUUUUUUCACCGGAUGGAGAGUCAAUAGCAAUAAUUGUUGAGAAUAUAAUACGAGUGUACAAUAUUCAGACUGGGGAAUGUGUUCGUAUACUAGAAACUGAAAGUCCUGUAAAUGAGCUGAUAGCGAUACAAUUCCCCGAAAAUGAGGACUACAACUUGUAUGGAUGUUCCGAUACUGGCUAUGUUACUAUAUGGACCUGGGCAAAUGGGGCUGUUCUUAGGGAAAUUAAACUCAAUCUGCCAACAAAUACAAAAGUCCUCACAUUUGACUUAAUCGACAGCACAGAGUGUUGUAUUGUAACGAGUCAACCGAAUAACAAGUGCCUAAACCUCAACACUUACUCCACAAAAACUGGAAAACUACUUUAUGACUAUCAGGAUACAAAACCGAUGUACGGAGACAUGAUAUGCGUGGCAUUAGGUUGGUGCAACGGAGAUAGAUAUGCAGCAGUGAGCAACGGAACAAAAGUGCUAUGCAUACAAAAUCUACAGCAACCACAUUUAAAAACAAGAAUAGUCAAUCAUAAUGGUUACCGAAUAAUGUCAGUGGCAGCACAUCAGAAAACAAAUGCCGUAGCAAUCACAGAUACUUUAGGACGAGCUACGGUCAUAAGAGGAAAUUUAUAUGAUUACAAGCAAGUAGCAAGGGAAGUGCUACAUUGGCAUUUCUUGCCGCCACUCGCUACUUGUUUCUCCUUACAAGGCAACUAUCUCUACACUGGUGGAAUGGAGAAGGUGCUGGUAAAAUGGACAAUUGGUGACUUAGCGUACAGAGCCAAUGAAAAGAACUUCAUCCCUCGUCUACCGGGCAUGAUUCGAUUUAUCACAACUAACAACACACAUGUGGCCUUGACUUUAACUAAUAAUUCGGUUGUGAUAGCCAACGCCCAGUUGCGCGUGCUGGGCACGUUGCUGGAGUGCGGCGGCGUGUCGCCGGCGGCGCGCGCGGUGGGCGGCGCGCUGCUGCACGUGCCGCCGCUGGCCGCGCUACUCACGGCCGCGCGCACUGGACAUCUGCAGCUGUACUCUACUAACACUGAUAAAGUGCUUUAUAACUUAGACAUAACAGGAUUGAACAACUUACCAUCAGAAAGGUGGAAUCUAUUGCCAUUGGAAACUGAAGUGACCUGUGCAGCUGUCAGUGGGAACGGGGAUUGGCUGGUUACCUCCGAGUAUAGAAACGAUGGUAUAACCUACCCAGAAGAGAAACUAAAGUUUUGGGCAGCACAGUACAAGAACGCCACACCUUUCCAACUAAACACUUGCGUCAACCUAUCCCACGGAGGUUGCAAUGUAGUCUCUCUGUCACUUAACUAUAAAGGCGAUUUCUGCGUAUCAGCUGGCUCUGACCAAAAAUUCAGGAUAUGGAAGAAAGAGAACACUUCAUCGUCGAAUAAGAGCAAAAAGUUCGCAUGGAGUUGUUUGACUGCAUGCUAUUACUCGUCCGGGAUUGGUCAGUUCAUAUCGAAUGACGUUCUCAACGGUUUCAAAGAUGGCUUCAAGCACAAGCCUGGGAGGGAUGAGGACUUGCCGUACUUAAGAGAAGUUGAUAACAAAAAUGAUGUGAUUAAAAAGUUGUUUAAUAUCCAUAAAGAACAGUCGUUGGUUAUUGAUGAAGCUAAAGUGUCGACGAAGAGAGAUAGUGAGUUUGACAUGGGCGGUGUAGCUAUAUCUCAGGAUGGUUCGCUAAUCGCCGCUUGGUUUGGUUGCAAGUUGACCUUAUGGGACACACACCUGUGUAACCUCAGUACUACGUUAUCUCAUCCUGCGCUGAGGCCUAAAGGAGUACACGUUCAAUUCGGAAACAGGGAUGCUGCGCAUUAUUUGGUAUGCACAACAGAAACAUGUCUAGCUGUGUGGAGUUUACUAUCGCUGACUGUAAAAUGGCUCGUGCAAAUCAAUCCGACGUGCCUAGUCUCUCACAGGUUCUCCAACAAAUUGGCUGUAGUUACAACUAAUAAUGACCUUCACGUAUUCUCACCACACAGUUCGACUCCUGUGCUGACAAAGAAGCGACUACUAGACCCAUCUACAGGAGUGUUCAAACAAUGCACUUUCGGUACUUGUUUCGAUGACGAAAUCCGAUUGUAUCUAAUGAGGAACGAUUCUGAAAUCUACUGUUUAGAACCGGAGAAGACUGAAGAGAGUCGGUUAGAAGUGAUAUCUCACCGUAAGCUGCCUACAUCCAACUUUAGCGCGCUGUUGGCCGAGCAACAACUGUCGGAGGUCACGCCGGCAACCGGUGACGGCAACGUCUUCGAUGUAAACAACCUCGCCGGCUCCACUAUAGCACAGUUCUCGUUAGCAUCACCACACAUGGUGCCCUCAGUAGGCCUGCUCUGCACUACAUUCCUGCAACGUCUAUCCGGCACAGAAGACAUAGAACAGCUUGAUGAUGACUCACAAGAAGAUAAACCUAUGGAAAUUGAUGAAGACACAAGUGAUGACGAAGAAUCUAGUUCCAAGUUGAAUGGACCUUACGCCCCGAAGGUCACAGAGUUGUGGACUCCCAACUAUGAAGCCGUAAAAGAAAAGAGACUUAAUAAAAUGACGCACGAACCUUUCCUAGACUUACAUUCUUCUAGUUCAUUGUUUGUGCUAAAAUGGAGACUGGAGGACUUUCCCGACAAAGUUCUUGGGUAUUUAGGAGACCAUAUAAAACUGUUCUUGGAUGUGGAGCAGAAUGGAACCAGUUCGACUCUCAAUCUGUUUGUGAAGUGCUUGCCAAGAUUUGACGAAUGGAAAGCAGAAUACAUAAAAGAGCUUGGAUUUUUCAACAAGGAGUACGUCAUGUUAAGCCAACUUUUUAAUCAUUUUGAAAAUGGUACAGGGUACCGCAAAUGGCGUCCAGAACUGCUAUUUAUAAAGGAAAAUAUAUUUGUAUUUGAAAACGUAUCAUUUUAUGGAUACGUAAUGCCCUGUCAGCAGGACACGAUGGGUUACGAAGAACUGAAGGCGUCGGUUGAAACAUUAGCACAGUUUCAUGCACAGUCCUAUAUAUAUGAAGAGAGAAAAAGUAAGGAACUUGGGAGACCUUAUAGGAUAUGGGAAGAUUAUAGUGAAUACCUAAAUGAACCCACUUUUCGAAAUGAUUGGCGGGACACGGGAAGAAAUGCAGUCAUGGAUUAUCUGAAAGUCUAUUCUAAGUACAAGUCUGAACCUAACUUCAAUAGAUACAUAGACUCAAUAGUGCCAGGAUUAUAUGUGAAAGCCGUAGAGCUGAUGCAACCUAGUAAAAAAUAUCGGAACGCAGUAGUUCAUCGCGAUCUUUGGAGCAACAAUAUUUUGGUGAAGAAGGAACAGAACUCACCACCUCAUGUCCUGAUCGUUGACUUUCAAACUGUUAUAUAUACGUCUCCACUGCUUGACCUUUCAUCGUUGAUAUAUUUUAAUACUACCAGAGCAGAUAGAGAUACUUGGACUGAUGAUUUCAUAGAAGUUUACUAUGCUGUGUUAUCUGAAGAACUAGACGCUGCGGGGAUCGAUAUAAACACAAUAUUUGACAAGGCUUCACUGAGAGAUGCUUAUGAGGAAAGUAGAUUGUUUGGAAUAACACAAUCAGCUAUUAUAACUCCUGUUAUAGCAAUGAGUAAAGAAAAAAGCGAGGCGAUAUUUGGUGAUCCAGAAUUGUCAAGACGAGCUAAUGUAGAAACUCGAAGUCAAGAAAUUAUUGAUAUCGCAAAAGAAGAUGAGAAAUAUAAAGCUAGAGUAACGGAAUUGUUUGAUGAAAUUGUUGAACGAUAUAUAUUCCCAAAACCAUCUACAUAAUUAGGUGCCGCAAUAAAAGCUGCUGGUGGAAGACAAAAUACGUAUUUUAAUAAAGUAAUUGUAACAAUAA